AUGAAGAUUCGACAGAUCACGACUUGUCACACCUGCAGGGCGCGGAAGUUAGCCAGCGGCAGAGAGUGUGCGGGAUACCAGCAUGAUCUCAUAUUUCGACCUCCAACUGUAUCAACUCACCAUCAAACCCCAAUUAUCAGUGCCAAAAGGCGUCGCCGCAACCCUCCCGCCGGCAACCCCAAAAACAAGCGUCAGCCAUCCCGGCCCUUGAAAGCAGAGCCCGGAGCGAAAGAAAAGGCGGAGGGAUCCCGAGCCGCCGAGUUGAUCCCUCGACAGCGACCCGAAACGAUACAUCCACCUCUGACUUGGCCGCUGCUUGACAUCAUCUCGCUGGUGAUCCAGAAUUUCAGUCCCAUAGAACAUCUUUCAAAAACUGGGUGUGCUUCCCACACCUCCAAAAGCUCGCCACAUCGAGUAUGCGGUGCAUGGGUGGAAGCCCUCCCCGAGCUGGCGAGGGAUAGACAAGCCGAGCUCUAUCUCUCGCCAGCCAUCAAGACUUUGGCCGUAUCUAUAGUUUCACGAGGAAAGAACGGUAGAGCGCCAGUGUCAGACGCGUUGGAAGCCCAGACAAUCGCCCUAUCGUCUAUUCAAUCUGGUCUUGGGCAGAUGAUGGCAUCCAACUCGAACUUGCUGGCUGCUGCCACUAUGUGUCUGUUUCUUUCAGAGUUUAUCCACGUUUUCAUGUCUCGGCAAAAAUCCUUCCUUGCGGAAACCCAAUGGCUUCACGCACCAUUCAGUGAAUCAGGGGCUGCACCCCUUCAGAAUCUCUUUAGCGAAAUGAUGAAUAUGCCGGUGACUGUUGGUGUUGUCGAGGGACUCGACACUAUGCCUCUGGAACAAGCUCAGUUUGCUGCCCAAAAUGCGUUGCACAAUUUCGAGACUUGGGUCCGCCAACUGGUCAACCUGAGGGAAGCUCAGGGCGACGGCGGUCAGUACCAGUGUUUUUCCACCGAGCCUCCGUAUGACAACCGUACAGCAUUGCAAUUUUCUAGUAUCACUGCUGCCAACUAUUUCACCCACAUUUGGGCGCUUCAUAUUGCGUGCGCACAAAACAUCCGACAAAUCAGACGCAUCUUCCCCUGCCUAGUAGGGGACGUGGAUCCCGACCUCGAGGCCCUGAUAUCGAAAGAGGCAGUCGUAGAGCUGGCUAUCUUGAUACUGAGAAGUAUGCAGUUCCUUGCAAGAGCAGAGUUCAAGCUGUUUGGUGCUGCCUCGGCGGUGCUGCCACUCAACCAGGCAGGGGAGGUCUUGAAACGCGAAGGGGCUGACAAUGCGGACUUGUGGUAUUGGUAUCACGAAAUGGCCCAACUUGCCGGGACCACAGGAUACAACAUUAUGGCGCGGAACAUGCUGGAAUACCAACAUGGAUUAUGAAGCAUGCGUUUCAUUUACUCGUCGUUGGGCGGUACGGUGCCGGACGGGAAUAUAUGGGAGACAGCGAGGGAAUUCAGGAGAUAUCCCUCGUACUGUCAUGACGAUUCCUCCAAGAUCUCAACAGCCAAUUAUAGCUCCUAUGACUGGUAGCUAUGGCACAAUUCCAACUGGACAUAGAUAGAAUACGCCACCUUACCAAGUACUGGCCCCAGAAGGGCGAUGUCAGUGCUUGAUUCGGAGCAGAGUGAAGAGGUCUUCCACACGUGCUCCGCAGGCAAGACACAAUAGUUUUGGGGUCAGAAUACAUCGGAAUCCUGGCCCUCCGCAGCUUGGAGGGCCCUCCGCAGCCUAUAUAUAUAAGUUUCUCAUAGCCCUUAGCCCCUGGUCGACCCCCUGCUUGGCGACUCCGCAGGG
This is a messenger RNA of Verticillium dahliae VdLs.17, 1788 nucleotides long. RefSeq lists its product as uncharacterized. Bases 1 to 1374 code for a protein of 457 amino acids. NCBI's taxonomy places the organism in Eukaryota, Fungi, Ascomycota, Sordariomycetes, Glomerellales, Plectosphaerellaceae. The record is from RefSeq and is a predicted model, not a curated record. The transcript has 3 exons.